GUGAAGAAUUAGCGGGAACGGGAGAAGAAGAAUAAAAAAAUUUCUACUUUUUUCUUAAAAAAAAAAAAAAAAAGUGAGAGAAGGACAAAGGGAAAAAGAAACAACAUCGUCCUGGUAGAAGAGAGAAAGAGAAGGGGAGAGCGGGAGGUGGAAGCCCGGAAGCUGAGCAGGACAGCAGGCCCGACGACCCUUUCCUCUGGAGGCACUCAGAAAGCACUCAAGAUCCAUCGCUGCCAAGAGAUGCCGGCAAAUCAAGAUACGAGGCCAACACUGUCAUGACAAAGAUAUACCGGAGAUCGGUGAGUACAGAGAGCGCGGGCGAAGAUGAGGAUCAGUUCACCAGGGGCACGGGAUCCCCUGGUGGUGGCGGCGGCGGCGGUGGCGAAGGAGGCACCGAGCUGCAGCAGCCAACGACGAGCUCGUCGACGACAGCCACGCCAGCCCUCACAACGUCAGCGACCCACUUGAGGAUGGCCGAUAGCAGUCGGCCGCGGGGCCUCCUCGCGAGGAGCUCCCGACCGCCCGGCCAUGUCAACUUCGACCCCGAGGCACCCCCCAGCCCCGGUUUCAAGCCGAGUGUGCUACCCGGGUCGGCCGGUGGUGGGCUGCCCAACCCCUACCAUCGGCCCUCCCAGCAGAUGAACUUCCUCGAGAAGCCCGACGUUGACAAGAAGGUCAAGAGGCACAGCAUCCACGGCAUGAUGGAGGACGAGAACGUAAUAAGGCCGCACCAGGAGAUACACCGGCUCUCGCUGGACGACAAAAAGUUCCUGCUGGCCGUGGAGCGCGGCGACGUGGCCGGAGUCAGAAAGAUGCUGGAAUUAGACGCGGGCAAAACGAAGAUUAACAUAAACUGCGUCGACCCACUGGGCAGGUCGGCCCUGCUGAUGGCCAUUGACAACGAAAACCUGGAGAUGGUGAGUCUGUUGAUCGAGUUCAAGGUCGACACGAAGGACGCCCUGCUGCACGCCAUAUCCGAAGAGUUUGUCGAGGCGGUCGAGCUACUCCUCGACCACGAGGACAGUUUCCACCGGGAGGGCGAGCCCAACAGCUGGGAAGCACUGCCAACCGACACGGCGACCUUCACGCCGGACAUAACCCCGCUGAUCCUCUCGGCGCACCGGGACAACUACGAGAUCAUAAAGAUCCUGCUGGACCGGGGAGCCCUGAUGCCGGUGCCCCACGAUGUUCGCUGCGGCUGCGACACGUGCGUCCAGUCGCGGCAGGAGGACUCGCUUCGACACUCCCGCAAACGCAUCAACACCUACAGGGCCCUCGCCUCGCCCUCGCUCAUCUCCCUCUCCUCCAAGGACCCCAUACUCACGGCCUUCGAGCUCUCCUGGGAACUACGCCGGCUGUCGUUCCUCGAGCACGAGUUCAAGUGCGAGUACCAGGAACUGCGCCGGCAGUGCCAAGACUUCGCCACUGCCUUGCUGGACCACACGAGGAGCUCGAGCGAGCUCGAGGUACUGCUGAACCACGACCCGACGGGCCCUGCCUUCGAGCACGGCGAGCGCAUGCACCUCAACCGGCUCAAACUGGCGGUCAAGCUACGCCAGAAGAAGUUCGUAGCGCACCCGAACGUCCAGCAGCUGUUGGCCUCGAUCUGGUACGAGGGCCUACCGGGUUUUCGCCGAAAAAACAUGAUCCUGCAAACCGUGGACAUAAUACGCAUCGGCGUCCUGUUCCCCUUUUUCAGCAUAGCCUACAUCAUAGCGCCGCACAGCAAGAUCGGCCAAACCAUGAGGAAGCCCUUCAUCAAAUUCAUCUGCCAUUCCGCCUCGUACCUGGCUUUUUUAUUCAUGCUGAUACUGGCUAGCCAGAGGAUAGAAAGCGUCAUCGGGGUCUGGACGGGCUACGACGUCUCGGACCACACCGUCGAACCAACGAAGAGAGGAGCCCCACCUACGAUAGUCGAAUGGUUCAUCCUGGCGUGGGUGUCGGGACUGAUCUGGUCGGAGGUGAAGCAAUUGUGGGACGUGGGCUUGGAGGAGUACGUGAACGACAUGUGGAACGUGAUAGACUUUGUGACGAACUCGCUGUACGUGGCGACCGUGGCCCUGCGGAUAGUGGCGUACUUCCGGGUGCAGAGGGAAAAAUCCGAGGGCCUCCACCAGGUCUCCGACCUAGAUCUGCAGCGCGAGCAGUGGGACACCUGGGACCCCAUGCUCAUAUCCGAGGGCCUAUUCUCCGCCGCCAACAUAUUCAGCUCGCUCAAGCUCGUCUACAUAUUCUCCGUGAACCCGCACCUCGGGCCCCUCCAGGUCUCCCUGUCACGCAUGGUCAUGGACAUCAUGAAGUUCUUCUUCCUCUUCGUCCUCGUCCUCUUCGCCUUCUCGUGCGGGUUGAACCAACUGCUGUGGUACUACGCCGACAUGGAGAAGAAGCGGUGUCCCACGGCAUCGACCCAAGCGGCCGCCAACUCGAGCUCCAACGACACCAACGCUUGCUUGGUCUGGCGAAGAUUUGCCAAUCUCUUCGAGACGAUCCAAACGCUGUUCUGGGCGGUGUUCGGUCUGAUCGACCUCGAGAGCUUCGAGCUGGACGGCAUCAAGAUAUUCACGCGGUUCUGGGGCAUGCUGAUGUUCGGCUGCUACUCCGUCAUAAACAUCGUCGUCCUCCUGAACCUGCUCAUAGCCAUGAUGAAUCACUCGUACCAGUGUAUAUUCGAGCGGGCGGACGUCGAGUGGAAGUUUGCGCGGAGUAAGCUGUGGAUCAGUUACUUCGAGGAGGGUGGCACGGUACCGCCGCCCUUCAACAUUAUUCCCACGUGGAAGAGCUUCAUGUACGUCGUGCAGUGGCUCUACCGGAAGCUGUGCGGCCACAGCCGAGCCGCGAAAAAGGAACACAUGCGCACCAUCAGAAUCUUCCAAUUUCUCCAAUUCUUUGUCCCGCAGAGGAAGUUCAAGCAGGCUAAUGAACGGGACCAGCGCUACCAGACCAUCAUGCGGAACCUCGUGCGCCGUUACGUGACCGUUGAGCAGCGAAAAACGGAGAACGAGGGCGUCACCGAGGACGACGUUAAUGAGAUUAAGCAGGACAUAAGCGCUUUCAGAUGCGAGCUGAUCAACAUAUUGCAGAAAUCGGGAAUGGCUACGGACCACACGUCCGGAACGGGUACCGACGGUAGCGUGAAAGAGUUGUGCGUAGGUGUGGGCGGCAAAAAAAACCGGCAAAAGGAGCGCCGGCUGAUGAAGGGCUUCAACAUAACGCCCCAACCGGGCAGCAGCGCCACCCUGCCGCCCGUCGCCGAGUCCAUGCACGGCCACGCCCAGACCCCGGACGGGCAAACCGGCGGCCGGCACCACGAGCUCUUCGGCAGCACCCUCAGCGGCAUCUUUGGACCCGGGGCCACCUCCAAGAGGCACCACCACCACCACCACACCAGCACCAACAGCGUCCCCGGAUUGGCGUCCAGCCAGAGACAGCUCAGGGACUCGAGGAACGGCUCCAAGAAGCGCAAGUGGGGCACCCUCAUCGAGGCCGCCAAGUCCGGCCGGGUCUCCAGGCUCAUAGCUGGUCGUUCCCGGUCGGAGGACUCGGUUUAUUCGCCAGCCUCGGAGGAUGGCUCCGAGUCCUCGGACUCCAAGUCCUCCCUGGACGCGCCGUCCCAAGACUCCCACCCGCGCCACCACCACCAUCACCAGCAGCCACAGCCGCAGCUACUGUCGUCCAGCCAGGAGACGCCGCAACAACAAGCCGCGCAGCAGCCACAGCCGCAGCAGCAGUCCGAGGCGGGGCACAACAUGUUCAGCGGGUUGGGGCCGGCUCUGGCUGCUCUGCGCAAGAAGCGCAAAAAGUUCUCGGCCUCGCGUGCCUCGACACCCGCCAUGACCACGAGCAGCGGCAACAACAGCGCGUGCACCUCGACGACCAUCGAGAGCUUCGUCCACCCGGUGGCCACCUCGUCCCUCGUCUCGCGCGCCCAGACCAAGAAGCAGCAGCUGCAGCGCGCGAGCAGCGUCCCGACCCGCAGCCCCGAGAUUGCCCUCCACCAGAUGGCCCCGGCCAGGAGGCACGAGGCUACCCAGAGCCAACAGCCCAGCCUCGAGGAGGCGCCCAACGGGUCCAAGGACCAAGGUGCGGCAGCGACGGCGAUGGCGAGCUCGGCUCCGGUGACGGAUCUCACGCCCUCCACGACCGAGGAGAGCGUCCUGAGCGCCAGUACCGGCGCAACGGCGGUCAAACGCAACGGCUCGGCGUCGCAGAAGCCACUCCUGGGCAUCGAGCCCAUCACGGGGCACGACGCCACUGCCAAGACCGGCUGGCUCUAGAGCUUCCUCUGACCCCACCCGGGAACACAUCUUCCUCGACUGUUGACGCACAAUUACCAUACGCCUUGUCUGGCCCCCUUCUUUUCUUCUUUUUUUUUUGGGGGGGGGGGGCAGUUGGGGCUGUUAAAUCGACGACCAAUCAGUGUUUUCUACUUGGGCGUGGAAAUGGCAAAGCGAGGCAUUCGUUACGAACUUUUCAAUCAGCUCGUGUCCGGUUGAACGAAAAUUAAAAGAAGCUAAAGAAACACUACCAAAUUACGAUAUUGCAUACUAUACAGAAUUUACCGUUUAGAAGUUUGAUAAGGUAAAAAAAAACAAUAGUUUCAUCUUUACUGCAUUGGUAUUUGGUUGUACACAUUGUAUACAACAGUUUUUCAAAGUGACGUUAUCCGAUGGUCAAUUUUCCAAGUCUUGAGUGUGAAAACAAAAACAACAACUCGUGACUUUGAUGCGCUAUAAAGUAGAAUUUGUUGUCUCAUAUUGAGAAGGGAAGUCGACCAAACUUUUAUUUCACGUGUAUAUGAAAUAUAAAUUGUCAAGUGUAACGUCGAGACCAGAUGAAUUUUUGGAGUUUUAAUUGAUGUAAAAAAAAAAAUAAAAAGGUUGUUAUUUGCUAGUAAAUGUUACGUAAAAUCGUAGAUUUAUCCGAAUUAACGUGUCACAAUUUUAUUACGUUUCUAAUGGAUUUCGAGAAAUAUAUUUCUAGUUCGAUCUCUACACGAUGAAUUUUUACAUAAUUACGAAAAUGUACGAAAGUUGUUUGGGUAAAAAGUAUUUGUUCGCUCUCAAUGUAACGACGAAUCCGAUGAAGAAUUUAUAACUAAGACGAUUGGAGAAAAAAAAGGUGCAGCGUGUAUUUCCAAGUAUAUAAUGUGUGUGUAUAUUGUAACAACUUGUACACACCGAUGCGAGUUUCUUUCAAUGAUCCUGAAGGUGUUGUUUUGUCUUGAAAAAGAAACCCACGAAUUCCAUAGCAAAUUUAAUGCAUUAUUGUAUAAACGUUGCCUUGGGCCAUUUUUUCAAGAAUCAACGAUCGUUGGGGAGAAAACUUUACAUUGGAUCACGAGGCAAAUUAAGUGAAACUUACUAUUAAAACUACGUGUAACUUAUCGCAUAAGAGUGAAGUGAUAGCUAACUAAGGGGCGAGAGAUUAUUUUACAAAUGUU
Molecule: messenger RNA, 5440 nt
Organism: Copidosoma floridanum
Lineage: Eukaryota; Metazoa; Arthropoda; Insecta; Hymenoptera; Encyrtidae
Gene: Trpgamma
Product: Transient receptor potential cation channel gamma
Biological process (GO): regulation of cytosolic calcium ion concentration; calcium ion transmembrane transport
Cellular component (GO): plasma membrane; cation channel complex
Molecular function (GO): inositol 1,4,5 trisphosphate binding; store-operated calcium channel activity; protein binding
Source: RefSeq, a predicted model, not a curated record